Charadrius vociferus (killdeer) is the source of this 812-nucleotide messenger RNA. RefSeq names its product haloacid dehalogenase-like hydrolase domain containing 1 (gene PUDP). Lineage: Eukaryota; Metazoa; Chordata; Aves; Charadriiformes; Charadriidae. The transcript has 3 exons. Gene Ontology annotation, molecular function: phosphatase activity. The coding region runs from base 1 to 744 and encodes 247 amino acids. The record is from RefSeq and is a predicted model, not a curated record.
AUGUGCCCUCUGGCAGUUCAGUCUGUGACCAUUUAUGUGGUACUCCUUGUAAGAUUGGCUGCUCAGCUAGUUGUACAGGGGUUUAAUCUUUUUUUUUUCUUAAUUAUUUUUUUGGCAGAUACCGAGCAUCUCUAUACAGUAGUGUUCGAAGAGAUCUGUGGGCGUUUUGGAAAGACCUAUACCUGGGAUGUGAAGUCCUUGGUCAUGGGUAAAAAAGCCCUAGAAGGAGCACAGAUUAUUCGAGAUGUUCUAGAUCUUCCAAUAACCAAAGAAGAGUUAUUACAAGAAAGUAAAAUGAAGCAGGAGAAGAUAUUCCCUACUGCUGAAUUGAUGCCAGGGGUUGAUAAGCUGAUACGUCAUUUACACAAACACAACAUACCCAUAGCUGUUGCCACCAGCUCAGCUGAAGUGACAUUUCAGAUGAAAACAGCCAGACACAAAGACUUCUUUGGUCUUUUUCAUCAUAUUGUGUUGGGAGAUGACCCCGAGGUGAAGUGUGGCAAGCCACAGCCUGAUGCAUUUCUAGUCUGUGCAAAGAGAUUUCAACCUCCUGCACCUCCAGAGAAGUGUCUUGUGUUUGAAGAUUCACCCCUUGGAGUCAAAGGAGCCCUGGCAGCAGGAAUGCAAGUGGUUAUGAUUCCAGAUGAAAAAUUAAAUCCAGAUCUUAAAAAGGAGGCAACACUACUGCUGAACUCCAUGGAGGAUUUCAAACCAGAACUGUUUGGUUUACCAGCAUAUGAUUAAUGCCUAAUGCCUAUGAACGUGCACUUGAAUGCAGAUCGGGAAAGUGGAAUGAAAUUUUGUUAUGGUUU